UGGAAUCCCUACUACCAUUGCUUUUCUUUUUCUUUUUUUUCCUUUCUUUUUCCCUCUUCAAUUCUUCAAUGGACUAUGGUUGGUACAAUUCCAGCAUCUUUCUUUUCACAAAUGGAUUAACUUCACCACUUCUGAUGCUUCAAUGAUGAGAGAAAUAAGAUGAUUCCGAGUUCAGAAAACGCAGAUUCUCCGACAAAACACCACGACGACGACGACAACAACAGGAGAAAUGAAACCAAGCUGAUCAACAAAGCUCCAUCAAGUUCUUCAGCGUCGCCGUCGCCAUGGUUGAGAUUGAAAGAUCCGAGGAUCGUACGUGUUUCGCGUGCUUUUGGGGGAAAAGACAGGCACAGCAAAGUUUACACCAUACGAGGAUUGAGAGACCGAAGGGUAAGGCUGUCGGUUCCCACUGCAAUUCAAUUGUAUGAUCUUCAAGACAGGCUUGGUCUUAAUCAACCUAGCAAGGUCAUUGAUUGGUUGCUUGAUGCUGCUAAGCACGAUAUCGUUGAACUCCCACCGUUGCCGAUGCUGCCGCAGGCCUGCUUUCUGAAUUCCGAUGCGUUUUUGACGGCUAAAUCGAAAGAAAUCGCAAGGGUUGCAAUUGAUGAUAAACAAGAAAAAUGUGGAGGAAAUGAAGGCGAUGAUGCUGCGCAAACUUUGAACAAUGCAGCAUCAUCGUCUCAUUCAUAUCACCAUUUGGAACCUUCCAGUUUUCCUUUAUCAUCAUCACAUUUAGGAAGUCAUGGAUUCAUACUACAUGGGCCCCAUUCAGAAGAAGCACAUAAUUUCAAUGCCGUGGCGCCGCCAUUGCCAUUAUCUCUAUGUCCACCACCGCUAGGAGGCAGAACACCGCCUUUGCUCCCGCCUCAUCCGGUGGAUCCUAGACAACAAGUAAACCAUUUUCAGAUGGCGAGCUCAGGUGCACAACAACAAAGCUUCUUGCUUAAUUCUCUCAACUUUCCUCCAUUUUCAUCGGUAACCCAAUCUAUUACACCCUUCCAGUUGAUUUCUCCUAGGUUUCUCCAUAGCCAACCAGACAAGGAACAGAAUUUUCCUUCUAAAUGACAACAAAAUCAAAUACUAUAUGGGUAA
This is a messenger RNA of Hibiscus syriacus, 1092 nucleotides long. Its product is annotated as transcription factor TCP13-like. Gene Ontology annotation, molecular function: DNA-binding transcription factor activity; sequence-specific DNA binding. The record is from RefSeq and is a predicted model, not a curated record. The transcript has 2 exons. Gene Ontology annotation, cellular component: nucleus. Bases 160 to 1065 code for a protein of 301 amino acids. NCBI's taxonomy places the organism in Eukaryota, Viridiplantae, Streptophyta, Magnoliopsida, Malvales, Malvaceae.